This is a messenger RNA of Podospora anserina S mat+, 552 nucleotides long. RefSeq lists its product as uncharacterized. Gene Ontology annotation, biological process: mitochondrial electron transport, cytochrome c to oxygen. Gene Ontology annotation, cellular component: mitochondrial envelope. The record is from RefSeq and is a predicted model, not a curated record. Lineage: Eukaryota; Fungi; Ascomycota; Sordariomycetes; Sordariales; Podosporaceae. The coding region runs from base 1 to 552 and encodes 183 amino acids. The transcript is spliced from 4 exons.
AUGCUCCUGCAGCGCUCCGCCCUCGCGAUCGCCCGCCGGGUUGCCGUCGCCCCGGCUGUCCGCCGUUCCCUGGCCACCUCCGCCGUGCGCCGUGACGCCGUUCCUGAUACCAAGAUCAAGGGCAUCAAGGAGGUCAAGACCGUUGACGACCUUUUCGGCCCCGGUGCCCCCGCCGGCACCGUCCCUACCGAUGUCGAGCAGUCGACUGGUCUCGAGCGUCUCGAAAUUCUCGGCAAGAUGGAGAGCGUUGACGUCUUCGACAUGCGCCCUCUUGAUGCCUCGCGCCUCGGCACACUCUCCAACCCCGUUCUCGUCCGCUCCGCCGGCGAGGAGCAGUUCGCCGGUUGCACUGGUGUCCCCGCUGACUCCCACAACGUCAUCUGGCUCGGUAUGACCCGUGAGCGCCCCGUUGAGCGGUGCCCCGAGUGCGGCAGCGUCUACAAGAUGGAGUACGUCGGUCCCCAGGAGGAUCACCACCACGAUCACGGUCACGGCCACGGCUGGAAGGAGCCCAAGACCAUGGCCGACUACGUCAAGCCCGAGUACUGGUAA